GAACAGUAUUUCUUGGACUGCCUUGGUAGCUCGUAUUGUUGCCUCAUUGACAGUUAUGAAUUAAAUGUUAUCAAUGGAAGAUCCGGAGUGAUAGGGAGUUAUACGUACGUUAUUUAAAACGUCAAAACUAAACAACUGAUGAGUGUAAAUCUUAAAAUAAUUGCGUGAUAAGAUGCAUAGUUCAUAUAACAUUUAGAGGAUUUUUGUGACAUACGCAUUUACAACUUUCUGUUUCCCAUUCAGAGUACUUUCGUGCUGAGUAAACUAUAGUUCUGAGUGUCAGUUGAAAAAUCUUUAAUACCUAUACAAAAAUCGUCAAAGAAAAAUGCAUUCAGAUGAGAUAAUAAGUGCUCUAGCAAUAGAUAUCAACUUUCAAAAAGUCAGUUGCUCCCUCAAACAAGGUUUUAGAGGUCCAAAAAAAUGCAUCCUCAAAGAAGUCAGCGGUUCCUUCAAGUCUGGAGAAUUGACAGCCAUAAUGGGACCAUCGGGAGCCGGGAAAACAACUUUGCUAAACAUUUUAACAGGCUUUCAAAAAGACUUUACUGGUAAGGUAGCUUAUCAGAGCGAAAGGAGCGAGUUAAGUUGGAAAACAUUCAAGAAGUACUCCCGCUAUAUUCAACAAGAUGACGCUCUCUUCCCCUUCUUCACAGUUCAGGAAACAAUCUCAAUAGCAGCAGAGCUGAAACUAGGGAAGAAUUUAAGUCGCGGUACUAAAGAAAAAGUAAUAGAUGAUGUAUUAAGUUCUCUAGAUUUGAUCAGAACGAAGGAUACGCGAUGUGCAAUGUUAAGUGGCGGUGAAAGGAAAAGACUAAGCAUUGCUCUGGAGAUGGUAAAUAAUCCUCUAGUUAUGUUUCUUGAUGAACCAACCACAGGAUUGGAUUCUACAGCAGCAAUGCAAUGUGCAACUGUUAUGAAAAAUCUAGCAAGAAAUUGUAGAACUAUAAUCUGCACUAUUCACCAGCCCAGCUCUCCUAUUUUUGAAAUGUUUGAUCAAGUUUAUUUAGUUGCAGAAGGUCGUUGUGUCUACCACGGAGAUCCUAUAAACAUAGUUACUUAUUUGAGUAGAGUUGGACUUACUUGUCCGAAAUAUCACAAUCCAGCAGACUAUGUGAUGGAGGUGAUGUGCAAUGAGUAUGGGAAUUUUAACAAAAGGUUAGCUGAUGUACACAGCGAUUCCUGGAGGAAGAUGACUAAGAAGCUUGAGGUGGAGAAAUAUGAAAAACAGGAAAUUACAGCUACAAUGAAUUCUCCUUCAGAAUUUAAUAAUGCGCGAGUUCUUUUGAAUCGAUGUCUGUUACGAACUUACAAAGACUGGCAGACUACUAUCGUGAAACUUAUAAUUUAUAUUGGAUUAGGAUUGCUUAUGGGAAUGACAUAUUAUGAUUGUGGGUUCAAUGCCAAUAAGUUUCAAACUAAUCUGGGUAUGCUUGUUUUAUUAGGAAUAAUUGUAUUUUAUUGCAGCUUACUGCCAGCUGUAUUGAAAUUUCCCUUUGAACUCUUAAUACUCAGAAAAGAACACUUGAAUGACUGGUACAAAAUUAGGACUCACUAUGUAACUUUUAUUGUGACUGGUCUCAUUCUUCAAUCAUUCUUUGUCAUUAUAUUCACAACCAUAGUUUAUUUAUUGAGCAGUCAGCCACUGGAGUUUCAGAGGUACGUCAUGUUUGAAACUAUGAUGAUCCUGUUCAGCUUCAUAGGAGAAGGUAUUGGUCUUAUGCUAGGAAUUUAUUUUGAGCCAGUUGCUGGAAUUUUUGGAUGUAUUGUAGUUGGCGUGUCACAGGUAUCUUUUUGUGGGUACUUUAUAUAUUAUAAUCACAUGUCUCGAUAUGUGUCUUACUUCAGUAACAUUAUGUUCACAAGGUAUGUUACUGAAGGGAUACUUCAUGCAAUUUAUGGAUACAAACGUGAAAAGCUUUACUGUCCAUCAAAUACCGUAUAUUGUCAUUUUCGAACUCCGCAGACAUUUCUUACCGAAGUGCAGCUUAAACAUGAUAAUUUUACUAUGGACGUACUGAUAUUGAUAUUUCACUCAAUUGUACUUUUUAUACUUGCGUAUUAUUUAUUGAAGAAAAAGGUAUCGUCAGUUUAAUUUUAAUGAGAUACAAAUUUUGAUAAGAUUCAGGGACAAUUAGCACAGUUGGAUUUAUAAAUAUCUUUAGAUUAAGAUUUUAGAAUCUGCAAGUGCUAAUUACUUGAUUAUUAAUCCAUAUAAAAAACUUAGUUUGUAAAUCAUCAUUCGCAAACAUUCUUGCAAUAAUGUUUUCGGAAUGUAAAGUAAAAUCCAUUAGGAUUUAUUAAUAUUUUAAUAUUCAUGAAUUCGAAAUUAAGUCACAAAACAUUAUCAACCACAGCGUCCAUGGGAAGUUCCAGCCCCCCUUAAUUAAACAAUUUUGUUAAUUUACAAUAAAGCUAGUGCUAAGUAUGGAAGUUCUCACUUGAUGUAUAGCGUUAUUAUUAUUCACAGAAUUAACUGUAAUUGUACAUAUAGUGUUACUCGUAAUGACAUGAAGAAAAGUAAGCAUAAAUAAAACUUUAUGUUAAUUUCAAAUAAUUUUAACAUUAAGAUCUUUUAGCUCUUUUUAUAAAAGGUAAUAUUCUAUGCAAUAUUGUAAUUUCUACGUAGUAGCGAAAUAUUAUAAUUUUGAAAGCUCUCGCAUACCAUUAGAACUCGCAAACAUUUUAUGUAUUAAUUUACGAUGGUAUAAUGCUGAUAUUUUUACGUGUAAACCGCUAGUUUCUUCAUAAUUAAAGAAACGAAAUAUAAUAAUACUAUAGGUGUAUAAAUUCCACUAAAAAAUAUGCUAUUGAGGUUUUUAAAAAUUCUUGCUUCAAUAAAAUUAAAAAUUUAAUUUAUCAAAAAAGUUUUGUUAAUUUUUUUAGUACAAUUGUCUCUGGGGCAAAAAAUGCUAGUUAAAAAAUGUGGAAAGCAUGCUUAAAGAGGUUGAGGAUAUUGUUUUUUGGUGGGUGUUCGAUUUUUCAUGACUUUUUAGU
Belonocnema kinseyi is the source of this 2991-nucleotide messenger RNA. Its product is annotated as ATP-binding cassette sub-family G member 1-like. The record is from RefSeq and is a predicted model, not a curated record. Gene Ontology annotation, cellular component: plasma membrane. The transcript has 2 exons. Lineage: Eukaryota; Metazoa; Arthropoda; Insecta; Hymenoptera; Cynipidae. Bases 326 to 2089 code for a protein of 587 amino acids. Gene Ontology annotation, molecular function: ATP binding; ABC-type transporter activity; ATP hydrolysis activity.